ACCCCACUGGCAGCCGCGCCGGCCAGGCACGCAGCCGCCGCGUGGAGGCUGGCACCGUCACCGGUCACGUGAUCGUACGAGCACGUGACGGGCCGGCACGGGGGCGGGACGGCCCCGUGCUCGGCUCGCCGGCCAGCCGGCCGUGAACGAGAGGCAGCUCUGUUGUCAGUUUGUCAACUGCCGCGGUCACGGUCGGAUCCCAAGUGCCGGCGUUUAAGCGGCAUUUAUAUCGUUCUCGUCGUGGACACAAGUGCAGUGAAAGUGCCAAGUAGAUUGAAGUUAAAAGCGUAUCUUUCUUUGCGCGUGAUUCAGAACGCUUCACUUGCCGAGGACGGUGAAGGUUGUGCAAAGGUGGAAACACGGGAAACGGGACCGGACGAUUGAACACAUUCAGCUGGCAUUGUCGCUAACCCUAUGAAGCGGCGCGCGCCGGAGCGGCCGGCAACUAGGAUGGGACCCCAGUCGACCCGGCGCGACUGGCGGCCCUUUCUCUACGGUGGCAUGUCGUCCUGUUUCGCAGAGUUCUGCACCUUCCCGAUCGACACUACAAAGAUCCGGUUACAGGUGCAGGGCCAGCGAGUGGCCGGUCUGCGCGAGCUGCGCUACCGCGGCAUGAGCCACGCGCUCGUCCGUAUUAGCCAGGAGGAGGGACUGCGGGCACUCUACCGAGGGAUCUCUCCAGCGGUACUGCGUCAGUCCACCUACGGUACAAUCAAGUUCGGUGUCUACUACACCAUGAAGGGCGUCAUAUGUCCAAACCCUGCCGACGAGACGCUACUCUCCAACGUCUGCUGUGCCAUCGUCGCUGGCGUCGUCUCCAGCUCGAUUGCCAACCCCACGGACGUGCUCAAGGUGCGGAUGCAGGCGGCCAACGACUCUGUGCGCCAGAAGGGCAUGGUGCGCUGCUUCUCCGACAUCUACCAGCAGGAGGGCGUGCGCGGCCUCUGGCGGGGUGUCGGACCCACGGCCCAGCGCGCCGCAGUCAUUGUCGGCGUCGAGCUGCCGCUGUAUGACUUCUUCAAACGCUACUUCAUCCAGAACGACAUCAUGGGCGACUCCACCGGCAACCACUUCGCCUCCAGUCUACUCUCCAGCCUCGGAGGAGCAGUCGCCUCGACUCCCAUCGACGUGCUCAGGACACGAAUGAUGAACCAGCGCGCACUGCUGCACGCCGGUCCGGCGGCGGCCGCGGCGGCCUCUGAGGGCGUAGUGCCGGCCCACUUUUACCGGAGCAGCCUCGACUGCCUCUACAAGACGGUGCGGUACGAGGGCUGCCGGGCGCUCUACAAGGGCUUCGUGCCCACCUGGCUGCGGCUCGGCCCGUGGAACAUCAUCUUCUUCGUCUCGUUCGAGCGGCUAAAACAGCUCUACUAGGCGGCCGGUCGGCGGGGCUCCGGGAGUUCGGAGCACGUCCCCACUAGUUCAAUUGGUUCGGCGUGGUGCGGCCCGGGCCGCUCGGUCCGGCCGCGGGGUGCCAAGGCUGUGAGGACCCGCGGCGCUGCGGGCGCUACCGACGAGUGUUCAGUGACGAGUGUUCACUGUGUGCUGGAUCUGACUUCUGCCGGGCGGCGGCCGCCGGUGGGAGCUGAUUGGUGUGUGGAGCUGUGUGGGAGCUGUGGCUGGGUGGAAGAUCGGUAUGAGACCGUUGUGGGUGGGAGCUGAUGUACGAGUGUGACCGAGUCGGAGAGUGGGUGGCUGAGUGUGUGUGUGCGGCUGUCUGCGCUCAUCCCGGCAGUUUGACGAAAACGACCGUGAACAACAUGGACAGACACCGUCGAACACGAUCGGCAGUCGCCGUGUUCUCUUCAAGCAUUACUCGCUCAUGGAUGGUGUUUCCAUAUUGGGGUUGCCAAAUGUCAUUUUCUCACCUCAUAUGAACGCUGGUCGGUGUUCAGGCGCACUCUUGCCCUGCUCAUCGACCAAUCACUGUACCAUCCCCCUUCAUGGGCAACUUUUCUCUGAAACGCUCGAGCUAUUUUCAAAUGUAAUCAUGUGUAAAUCGCUUUAAGAAGUUGAUCUGUUUUUGUCGAGUGACGGGCCGGUCCGGAGAGGCGGGCCCGUUUCGUCACUGUUUCAAUGCUCUGAUCAAUAAAUCUGCAGUAUAAU
Amphibalanus amphitrite is the source of this 2106-nucleotide messenger RNA. RefSeq names its product kidney mitochondrial carrier protein 1-like. The transcript is spliced from 9 exons. Gene Ontology annotation, biological process: transmembrane transport. The record is from RefSeq and is a predicted model, not a curated record. The coding region runs from base 415 to 1374 and encodes 319 amino acids. Lineage: Eukaryota; Metazoa; Arthropoda; Thecostraca; Balanomorpha; Balanidae.